UACCGUCCUUACAGUAUUUCAUUUCUACCGAUGCUCUAUUUCUUCAAUGCUGUUUAUAGGGUCCAUUACCAUAUAAUCCACGCAGUCUCAUCACCACCACCAUCACCAGCAGCAUGUGCUCAUAUUCGAGACACUCGUCCUCUGUUCCUCGCCCCAUUUAUCGGUUCGGUCCACGAUUCGGUCCUCGCCCGCUCCAUGCUCCCCACCCAGCCCGUCUCGUAGGCCAGAUUCGUUAGCCCAGGCCAGCUGCAGCCAGGCCAGCCCUUCCCCCCUCGCACACACAUCCGUAUGGUCAUGGUAAUCGUUGUAAUCCUGUGCCGAGUAGCGCAGCCUCCAAAUACCACCGUCGCCCAACAACAAGCCACCCUGCGCGGCACGCCAUUCAGGGGAAGAUUCCUUUGGCGGCAUCGCAGAAAAAGGAGGCAACAAGAGCUGCCAAGCUUUUUCAGACAUCUAGAAUGGAUCCGGUGUCAGCGGCGGGUCUGGCUCUUGGCGUUGCAUCGUUGGGCCUGCAAGUCUAUACCGGCUGUAUCCAAGGCAUUCAGCUGCUUGUAACCGCUCUCGGGUAUGAGGACGACUGUAAGCACCUCAAUCUGCGCCUGCGCCUGGAGCAGCAGCGCCUCUUUGCCUGGAGCGAGACGUCUGGCCUGCUGGAUGUGAAUACGGAGAACCAGGAGCGCAUACUAAACUCCAACGUCUUCAACCUGCACCGCCAGACAGUCUUGGACCUGCUAGUGCAGGUUCAGUGCCUGUUUGACGAAUUUAUUGCGUAUCAGGGCAAGCAUAGCAACCUGACUCCUGUUCGCGACGAUGGAGAGUUCCUGGUCUCUCCCGAGCUGGAUGCUAAGCAGGCCAGCUUCCCUAUAUCGGACAAGAAGCGACAGUUCAUCAAAAAGGCCAUGAUGAACCUCAAGCAAAAGUCACAGGAGGGCUUGAAGAGAUUCAAGUGGGUGUCCUUUGACAAGGAGGGGUUUGAGCAGUUGCUCGCCAAGUUUACACUCUUAAACGACACCAUGAUGAACAUUCUGGAUCACUCGCUGCAGGUUGAGAUCCGCCACACCGUGCAAGAUACAAACCGGGGAGUCUUGUUGCUUCACCACAAGAUUGCUGAUCUCAGCCAUCUUGUGCUGGCGCUCAAGGAUCAGCUAGAGAUUAGGAACCUUCCAGGUGCGCCAUCACGGACGCGACUAUCUAAUGUUGAGAGGGAAGCAAAUGUGGCUGAGCUGAAGCAACUUUCACGGUUGGCAAAAUUCAAGGCUUUCAACGAAACCAUUGACCCCAAGUCGGAUACUCCAGCUCUGAUAGAUGAUGCUGUGGCGGGCUUUCUCGAGCUGGUAAAGCCGGGAGAACAACGCCUUGUCCAGCUUCCCAAGUAUCUCAUAGAAUUAGACCCAAGCACGGAUGAAUCUGAGGAUCCGCGGUGCGAGGCAAUCUUGAAGACUGCCGAAGGAAAGAAGAAGGUGUGGAUUGAAUGGAAAGACUACGAUAACGCGGGUAACACAGGCUGCUUGUCCAAAGCAGAAAUUGUCGAUCGAGUGCGAAAGCUGGCUUGUCUACUUCACCACAGGCCCAAGCCAGAAGCCUUCCGGACGCCUCACUGCAUCGGUUUCUUCGACAAAGCAGAUCCUGACGUCCCAGAAGACGACGUCGACAUCUUGGACCGGCGAUUGGGUCUGAUAUUCGAACGGCCGGACAGCCAAGAUGUGCACGACACUCUGCCGCCGGUGUCUUUACGAGAAUUGCUCUUGGACACCACGGUACGCAAGCCCAGAGUCACCGACCGCAUCAAGCUUGCGCACGCCCUCAGCAACUGUCUGCUCUAUCUCCACGCGGUCAACUGGCUGCACAAGGGCCUCCGCAGCCACAACAUCUUGUUCUUCAAGACAAAGACCGGCCACGUCGACUACAGCCAAGUCUACCUCUCAGGCUUCGACUUCUCCCGCCCGGGCGGCUUAGAAGAAGUGACGGAAAUCCCCGGCUUCGACGCCGAGCACGACUUGUACCGCCACCCGAGAGCGCAGUCCAACCAAGGCAAGCUCCGCGAGCGAUCCAAGAAGAGCUUCGACAUCUACAGCCUGGGCGUCAUCUUCGUGGAGCUGGCGCACUGGAAGCCCGUGGAGGGGGUGCUCGGCAUUGAGAUGAGGCUUGCCAAGGGCCAGUCGGACGUGGUUCGGCAGGUGCGCAGCGAUCUGCUCGCCACUGAGCGGGUUGCUGAUCUGGGAGCCGAGAUGGGAGAGAAAUUUGAGGAGGCGGCGAGACGGUGCUUGCUGGGCGAGCGGGAGCUCGGGCUGGAGCCGGGUGACGAUGAGACGGCUGAUGAAGUGGCCGAGAGGCUCUCGGUGAGAUACUAUGACGAUGUGGUUAAGAAGCUAGCAGAGAUUGUGGUUUAGAAGAAGAUGAAGAAAAAAAAUACUAGUACAUGAGAAGCAAAACCAAAAAAAGAAAGAAUUGUGAUAUGUGGAAUAGGUGAACGAAAAGAUGUAAUUUCUUGAUAUUGUAAAAUGUUAUGGGUAUUUGCUCUAUUCUCCCUCAGGCUGAAUAGUUUGGGGGAUAUCACAUCAUUAAAAAUGGACCAAAACGGCGCCGAGCCGCGGCCAGAAAGGAACAGCUCCCGAGUUCUUUCUCAUGUCCCACACAUCAGUUUAUUAACCAUUCAUUUGAACCCUCCUCUCCCCCCUUUUGCGCUCCACCAAAUCGCGUUUCUCGAUUUCGAAUGGGCGCUUAGCAGCAGCAUUCGCAG
This is a messenger RNA of Trichoderma asperellum CBS 433.97, 2740 nucleotides long. Lineage: Eukaryota; Fungi; Ascomycota; Sordariomycetes; Hypocreales; Hypocreaceae. The record is from RefSeq and is a predicted model, not a curated record.